Molecule: messenger RNA, 723 nt
Organism: Cylindrotheca closterium
Lineage: Eukaryota; Bacillariophyta; Bacillariophyceae; Bacillariales; Bacillariaceae
Source: the annotation of a GenBank genome assembly
AUGACAUCAAUUUUUUUGAGAUUAAUUCUAUGCGUUUCAUUAGCAACAGCAACGCUAGCCUUUUCUCCAUCGUAUACCUGCAGAUCCACAACCGACCUUUCCUUGUCCCAGACUGAACAACAAGAAGCAUCAGCAGUGGAUCGUCGUUGUUUCAUGGGUGCCAUGUUGGCAUCCACAACCGCUGCCUUGACGGCAGGAAGUCUUCCAAGUGUUGCCGACGUCGAAUCAGAAACUCUUGAAUCCUACCUGUACCGCGUCCUUCGUGUCCGAGAAGCUACGCAACAAGAGCGUCGUCUGAUCAAAAGCGGAAAAUUCAAGGACAUUCAACGUGCCAACGUCAAGUUGGCAGUCAAGUUUAUGGUUCAGAACUACCGAUUGAGUGAUGCUGUGGUUGGAGCUAGUGCUUACUUGACUGGAGCUAACUCAAUGAAGGCAAUCGAUGCUGGCCAAACGGCCAUUCAGAACCUUCAAACUAUCUUGGAGUAUUUUGAUACAAGCGAUGUCGAGAAUAUUAAGGUUGGAAAGAAUAGCAUGGCUGGAAAGGAAGAAUUGGUUCUCCAAGGUCUUCAAACAGCACAAUCCAACAUUGAUCAAUUCUUGACGUAUUUCCCCGAAGCGACUGUAAAAGAAAUCAAGGAAAAGAUCUUGUCUGAAAAUGAUUUGAAUGUCAAGGAGUUUGACAAGUCAUUAGGAGACAUUAUCAAUCUUGCACCUCCUUCUUAG